AUGGCUCCCAUCCAAGUCAAGAAAAUUUGUUGUAUCGGUGCUGGUUAUGUCGGUGGUCCCACCUGUGCUGUCAUUGCUUUGAAAUGUCCCCACAUCCAAGUCACCAUCGUCGAUCUCAACCAACAACGAAUCGACGCUUGGAACUCUGAUGAACUUCCCAUCUAUGAGCCAGGUCUCGAUGAAGUCGUCAAGGCUGCCAGAGGAAAGAACUUGUUCUUUUCCACCGAUGUCGACAAGGGAAUCGAGGAAGCUGACCUCAUCUUCGUCUCCGUUAACACUCCAACCAAGAAGUCUGGUAUCGGUGCUGGUUUCGCCGCUGACUUGAAAUUCCUCCAACUUGCUACCCGACGAAUCGCUGAAGUCGCCAAAUCCUCCAAGAUCGUUGUCGAGAAGUCUACUGUCCCCUGUAGAACUGCCGAUGCCAUGCGAACUAUCCUCGAAGCUAACUCCAAGCCUGGAUGCUCUUUCGAUAUUCUUUCUAACCCUGAGUUCUUGGCCGAAGGUACCGCUAUUGAAGAUCUUUUCGCUCCCGACAGAGUGUUGAUCGGUUCCCUCCAAACUCAACAAGGUAAAGACGCUUGUGAAGCUCUUACCCAAGUUUACGCCAACUGGGUUCCAAGAGAACGAAUUCUCACUGUCGGUCUUUGGUCUUCCGAGCUUUCCAAACUUGCUGCCAACGCUAUGUUGGCGCAAAGAAUCUCAUCCGUCAACGCCCUUUCAGCUAUCUGUGAAGCUACCGGUGCCAACAUCGACGAAGUCGCUUAUGCCGUUGGUAAAGAUACCAGAAUGGGUUCUAAGUUCCUGAAAGCUUCAGUUGGUUUCGGUGGAUCUUGUUUCCAAAAAGAUAUCCUCAACUUGGUCUACCUUUCCGAGUCUCUUCAUUUACCCGAGGUUGCCAAGUACUGGAGAGCCGUUGUUGAGAUGAAUGAAUACCAAAAAUCUCGAUUCGCCAACAAGGUUGUUGACACUUUGUUCAACACCAUCACUGGAAAGAAGAUCGCCAUCCUUGGUUGGGCUUUCAAGAAGGACACUGGUGAUACUCGAGAAUCCCCCGCUAUCACCCUUGCCAACCACUUCUUGAACGAAAAGGCUAGAAUCAACAUCUACGACCCUCAAGUAAGCAAGGACCAAAUCUGGCUCGAUUUGACUGACUACGGAGACAUCCCUGCUGAACCCAUCAAGCCCCACGUCACCAUCUCUCAAUCCGUUGAGGAGGCUUGUCACAACGCUGAAGCCAUUGUCGUCUGUACCGAAUGGGAUGAAUUCAAGAAGCUCGACUGGCAAAAGAUCUAUGACAACUGUCCUCGACCUGCUUUCGUCUUCGACGGUCGACUUAUUCUUGACAGAAAAGCCCUUACCGAUAUCGGUUUCAAGGUCACCACCAUCGGUACCGGAGACAGAUUAUAA
Kwoniella botswanensis is the source of this 1407-nucleotide messenger RNA. RefSeq lists its product as uncharacterized. Gene Ontology annotation, biological process: glycosaminoglycan biosynthetic process. Gene Ontology annotation, molecular function: UDP-glucose 6-dehydrogenase activity; NAD binding. Bases 1 to 1407 code for a protein of 468 amino acids. The transcript has 15 exons. NCBI's taxonomy places the organism in Eukaryota, Fungi, Basidiomycota, Tremellomycetes, Tremellales, Cryptococcaceae. The record is from RefSeq and is a predicted model, not a curated record. Gene Ontology annotation, cellular component: nucleus.